Molecule: messenger RNA, 2318 nt
Organism: Magallana angulata
Lineage: Eukaryota; Metazoa; Mollusca; Bivalvia; Ostreida; Ostreidae
Exons: 2
Coding region: 794-2092 (432 amino acids)
Source: RefSeq, a predicted model, not a curated record
AAACAUUUUAGGUUUCAAAUAUGAAAAAUACUUCAAUAAUGAUAAAACUACUGUAAUGUUUGAAUAUUUUCAAACCAGUUAAGUAGUUUCGGCGAAACCUAAAUUAGUGUUUUAACUUUAAACCGUAACGUUUAUCAUUAGUUUUGUUUUUAAAAAUUCAUAAGCGUGAUAAAUAUGAGGAUGUUAUUUGACCGAAAAACGAGUUAUUUUAAUUUUUUAACAACAAUUUUAUCGAGUUUGCUCUAUCAAAUUUCUUUUUCUUUAGAGAAUUCAGAAUGUUAUAACUAUUCCCCAUGUGUUGGACUCCCCGCGUAAUAUUUUGAUAGACAAUCGCUCCUCUCCGUUCCAUAGUCCACAUGAAAGGACCGCGUCUCUUAUUGUUUCAUGUUCUUGCACUCAAAUAACUCAACUUCGCGGGUUUUGUUUUGGUCGCCCGAUGAAUUAAUUGGAGAUUAAUUAAUAAAGGCCAUUGUUGAGAUGUUUCAAAUGAUACUCGGUAAAAAGAUCUCCCCUUCGGGCAUUUAAGUCUAAAAAUACUACCUCUGAUGCUAUCAGGAUUUCAAACGCAUAUGUGCUCGCUUGACUUACACAAAAAUACAUAAAAAUCAAUCGAUUCUCUGCCAAGUAUGGUAUUUGUUCAACAGCAUACACUUCAGUUACUGUUUGGAAGUAGUGUUUGAAACGUUCGUCUAAUCGUGUCUUUGCAUGGUUUAGGGUACUUUUUGCAUGGGAAAUAACUCUGAACCCUACAGGAUAAUUAUUCCAUCGGUAAACGAGCAAAGUCAUGUGAAAAAUGGCAGAUUCAACUCACACGUUAUUGAGCGGAAGUGAAGACAACGAUUCCAUAGAACCUCCAAAACAGAAGAAUUCUAAAGUCGACGAAUUUUUGUCUCGAAUCAACGAUACGUAUUGCCAGUCUAAAGCUGACCAGAUUCUGAGACUUUUGAAAGACCAGGAGGACCUUAAUUUGAGGUUUCACGAUUGUGAUUUACACAGUGAGGACUCAGACGAUUCAGAUUGUUCGAGUGACAACUCUGUGAAAGAAACCGAACAAAGAUUAGUUGCCCGACUUGCCCUCCAUAAACAGAGAGGUGCAAGAUCGAAAACUUCUAUGGGAUUUUAUAACGAUACGGAACGAACAGAAAAAUAUACCUAUAGUUCUGACGAAGAGGAUAUCGAAAUGGAGGAAAGACCGAACACAAGAAUUAACCGUCCAAAAUCGAGUUAUGUCCGACGACAUACGGAUAUUCAGGGAGAUUCUACUGACGAAAAUAACGAAGUCGAUACUAGUGUCCAAAGACGUUGUCGAUCAACGCGGCCACAAUCUCGACUCGGAAAUCGAGGGGACAUUCAUCGAAGUAAUGUUCUCCAAGAGACCCCCUACAACAUUCAGGCCCCACCCACAUCUCCACGGGCAGACCUAAUAGACGAGACUAACUAUGAAAAAUAUGCUCACACGAGAACAUCGGGCGUACAGAGACCCCGAUCUAGAAUCAAGGGAUUCUGUGAUGCUUCCCAUACUAAUGAAGUGAUACCUCAUACAUUACAAAGACAGAAAACUGUACAUGAUAUAUCAACUUCUCAAACCUACUCAAGUGACGAAGGAAGAGAUGAGUUCUCCACUACGUCGGGAUCAACUCGUCUUCGUCAUCGUCAGCAGCAAUUUCGACACGCAAAGCCCAGACGACCAACCUCUGAAAAUGUGUUUCUAGUCCGCCAAAGAACUGAGGCUCGCAUGCUUCAGUCUCAAAACAAAACCGCGCGACCUACGUCCGAAAAACCUCUAAUUCCAAACAAGACCUCAAAGAAAGUUAUAUCGAUAGACACAAACCCCCUUCAAGCCGCUCAAAAUGGCGGAUUCCAACCAGCCCCGUCAUCCCUGCAGUCUUCUCAAUCAAAUCCUUAUCCCUAUGGGGUCUCCCACACUAGACCUGUAUCAAGGCGAAAUCAUGGGAGACAAGAAGUGCCGAUGGGUAACGGUGUGCGCAGUACCGGGAGACCUAUUGGUCUUAUGAAAUUACCUCCCCUUGACCCUGCGGUGGCAAAACGCGCUGAAAGGAUUGUUUUAGCUGCAAGGGAAACUUGUGCCUAGUGAGUUUGAAUUUUCAACCUCAAGACAACAUGAAUGUGCAUUUUAAGUUUAUGACAGUUGAAAUUAUUGUAGCAUUUGGGUAUUUUAUGAUUACUCUGCUGCAAUUUGUUUUUAUUUUCCCCCGUAUUUGGUGGGAGUUUUGUCUAUAUAAGUGUUAACAAUUAUAACGGUAUUAGCCGUCCUUUGUUUCGCAUACCCAAGAUGAUUAAAUUAACCAAAUAUUUGA